Lachancea meyersii CBS 8951 is the source of this 3309-nucleotide messenger RNA. NCBI's taxonomy places the organism in Eukaryota, Fungi, Ascomycota, Saccharomycetes, Saccharomycetales, Saccharomycetaceae. The record is from the annotation of a GenBank genome assembly.
AUGUCAAGGGUGGGUCCAGAGACUUCGAAACGAUUGCAGAAAGAUCCAUCAUGCAUCAGAAACAUAUGUAUUUUAGCACACGUCGAUCACGGUAAGACUUCGCUAUCGGAUUCGUUGCUAGCAUCCAAUGGUAUUAUCUCUCAAAAACUUGCCGGGAAAGUAAGAUUUCUGGACUCAAGGCCAGACGAACAGCUUCGAGGCAUCACCAUGGAAUCCAGUGCUAUCUCGUUGUACUUUCGAAUCUUGCGCAAACAGGAGGGUCAAGAGGACCCUUUGGUCAACGAGCAUCUCAUUAAUUUGAUCGAUUCUCCUGGUCACAUCGAUUUUUCCAGCGAAGUCAGCACAGCUUCAAGGCUUUGCGAUGGGGCCGUUGUACUUGUAGACGUGGUUGAAGGUGUGUGCUCGCAAACUGUUACAGUUCUCAGACAAUGCUGGGUGGAGAAGCUUAAGCCGGUCCUGGUGCUAAAUAAGAUGGACCGUUUGAUCAUGGAGCUUCAAUUGACCCCCCAGGAGGCAUUUUUGCAUUUGAACAAAAUAAUUGAGCAAGUCAACUCCAUUAUUGGGUCUUUUUACAAUGGACAGCGAAUAUUGGACGAUCUGUCAUGGAGGGAACAACUAGAAAACAACAAUACGGCCGAGUUUGUCGAGAAGGACGACUCGGACAUUUACUUCAGGCCGGAAAACAACAAUGUCAUUUUUGCAUCAGCUAUAGAUGGGUGGGGGUUCAACAUCGGUCAGUUGGCCAAAUUCUACGAGCAGAAACUCGGUGCCAAGAGAGAGAAUCUACAAAAAGUGCUAUGGGGUGAAUACUACAUGGACCCAAAGACGAAAAAGUUCAUCAACAGCAAGGGUUUGAAAGGAAGAACUUUGAAGCCCUUGUUUGUGACCUUGAUUCUCGAUAACAUAUGGAAGAUUUACAACAACGUCUUGAUCGACAGAGACUCUGAGGUUUUAGAGAAAAUCACCACAGCUCUUAACAUCAAAGUUCCCCCAAGAGAUUUGCGGUCAAAGGACCUUAAGAAUCUGCUGCGAACCGUUAUGGGACAAUGGCUGCCUGUCAGUGUCUCUGUCCUGCUAACGGUGAUCGAAAAACUCCCGUCACCACUAGAAGCCCAAGGAGACAAAAUGGAAAGAAUCAUUGGUACUGCACCAGGUCAUGAAAUGAUCGACACUAAUCUUUACACUGCAAUGGAAAGCUGCGACAAAGAUGGCUCCGUCUGUGCAUUUGUUUCAAAGAUGAUAUCUGUUCCUAAAGAAGAACUGCCAUUGACUAAUGGAACACCGUUUUCACCGGAUGCAUUGAUGCAAAGAAGUCGAGAAGCUCGCGAAAAAGCUCUGAAAGCCGCGAAAGCCGCGGAGCUGGCUGAAAACUUGUCUCGCUCAAAGGACCCUGAAGGCGAGCAAUCGAACAUGUAUGCCAGAGCUCAAGAAACAACGGCGACGCCAAAUUUGGAUGAGCAAGCAAGUCAUGAGACUUCUAGGCCCUCUGUAAACGACGAGUUUCAAAUUGUGACACAGCCCGCUCCGGAGUUGGACCUGGCAUUAGAUCUUGGCAUAGAGUAUGAGAAUGAGUUCGAAGGACAGUCAGAUGAAGACAACGAAUUUCAACCAGAAUUUAUACCAGCUGGGAUUGAAGCCAACGAUCCCUUGAAUUCAUUGUUUGAAUACGAGGAGGAAGACCCUUUUGAGACGGACGCUUCAGAAAGAGAAGCCGAGGAUGAUGACGAUGUUUUCGAGGAAAGUGACGAAGUUAUGAUCGGAAUUGCCAGGCUCUACAGUGGUACUUUGAGAGUAGGACAAAAAAUUGCUGUCUUAGGCCCCAAGUAUGACCCCCACAAUCCUACGGAACACAUCGAAGAGGUUGAAGUAACCGAUUUGUUCAUCUUCAUGGGUAAGGAUUUGGUGCCUUUGACGGAAUGCCCUCCUGGGAACAUUGUAGGAAUUGGUGGACUGGCAGGAAAGAUUUUGAAAAAUGGUACCAUUGUUGAACCCAGUGUUGAGGGUGCAAACUUGGCAGGUGUAAAUCUUCACGUCACACCGAUUGUACGCGUUGCUUUGGAGCCAACGAAUCCAACACAAAUGAACAAACUCGCGCGAGGCCUAAGAUUGCUAAACCAGGCAGAUCCAUGUGUUCAAACUUAUGUUGAGGACACCGGAGAACAUAUUUUGUGCGCUGCCGGUGAAUUACACUUAGAAAGAUGUCUCAAGGAUUUAACAGAAAGGUUUGCUGGCAUUAGUAUCACGUCAUCGGAACCAGCGAUUCCAUACAAGGAAUCUUUCUUAUCCACUACCGACAUGAAUCCGCCCAAAGACGCAGAACUUGGAAGAGGAACAGUUCAAACGUACUUGGAUCAGUAUGCUUUAAAGAUCAGAACCAUUCCAUUGCCGAACGAAAUAACAGAGUUCCUGUUAGCAAACGAAAAAGAGAUCAAGGCUAUUUCUGAACGCAAGGAGCAAUCGAAAAAGACUGAGGAAUUCAGAGCCUCGCUGGACAAAUUGUUUUCCGAAGCAGCUAUAAAGGAUAAGGUUUGGUCCCGUUGUAGUCUCGAUGUCUCUGCUUUUGGUGGCAGAAGAGUAGGACCAAAUGUACUUAUCUCGAACUGCGUAGGUCUCAACAACUCUCGCAAGGGCCCCAAUGGCACGAUUUUUGAAUAUGGAAGUUCUAUCAUUAAUGGGUUUGAGCUUGCGGUCAAUCAGGGUCCACUUUGUCAAGAGCCUGUUCAAGGUAUGUGCGUUUUUAUCGAGGACGUGCAUGAAAUGAGCAAUGACGAGAUAGAAAGCCUAGCGCUGCAAAAUCAUCAGGUAGGACUGCCCAAUCUUGCUGGACGCUUGAUCACCACAACUAGAGACUCCAUUCACGCUGCGUUCUUGGACUGGUCUCCGCGUAUCAUGUGGGCCAUGUACCAGUGCGACAUCCAGGCCUCGGUGGAGGUUUUGGGUAAAGUUUACGCCGUCGUGCAACAGAGACGCGGUCGUAUUGUGUCUGAAGAGAUGAAGGAUGGUAUUCCAUUGUUUCAAAUCGAGGCAAAGAUCCCGGUUGUUGAAGCUUUCGGGUUCAGUGAGGACAUUCGUAAGAAAACUUCCGGCGCAGCACAACCACAAUUGGUUUUUGCCGGUUUUGAGGCAAUUGAUUUGGAUCCAUUCUGGGUUCCCACGACCGAGGAAGAGCUGGAAGAUCUAGGUGACACUGCUGAUAAAGAGAAUCUCGCUGGAAAGCAUAUGAACAUGAUCCGCAGAAGAAAGGGGCUAUUCGUUAAUGAAAAACUGGUGCAAAAUGCUGAAAAGCAGAGAACUCUAAAACGAAACUAA